This is a messenger RNA of Musa acuminata AAA Group (dessert banana), 1203 nucleotides long. RefSeq names its product allene oxide cyclase, chloroplastic-like. Gene Ontology annotation, biological process: jasmonic acid biosynthetic process. Lineage: Eukaryota; Viridiplantae; Streptophyta; Magnoliopsida; Zingiberales; Musaceae. The coding region runs from base 89 to 868 and encodes 259 amino acids. Gene Ontology annotation, molecular function: allene-oxide cyclase activity. The record is from RefSeq and is a predicted model, not a curated record. The transcript has 3 exons.
UAAACCCAAUCCUCCCUCACUCGACGCUGUUCACCGCUUUCCGUCGUCCGUCGGCUUCGGAUCCGCCAACUCACCUUCCGCUUCCUCCAUGGCAUCAUCCUCAUGCCUCAGAGCUUCCUCCAUCGACCUGCCAAACUCAUCCGAAGCCCUUUCCAAUCUCUCACGAGUCACCACCGCGCCUUCCUCAAUCCCAUCGAUCCCAAAUCCGUUCCUUUCUUCGUGUAAAAUCCCGAAACUACGGAUUUCAAAUCCCCGCAGGCGCCGCCGCCAAUCUGCUCUUCCGACGAUAGUCAUCGGUUUCACUUCUUUCUUCUCCAAGAAGCUCCCUGAAGAUUCCAGACCAACUAAGGUGCAGGAGCUGUGCGUGUACGAGAUCAACGAACGCGACCGCGGCAGCCCCGCCUACCUUCGGCUGAGCCAGAAACAAGUCAACUUCCUGGGCGAUCUAGUCCCCUUCAGCAACAAGCUGUACUCGGGGAAUCUGGAGAAGCGGCUGGGCAUCACGUCGGGGAUCUGCGUGCUGAUCCAGCACGUGCCGGAGAGGGACGGCGACCGGUACGAGGCCAUCUACAGCUUCUACUUCGGGGACUACGGGCACAUCUCGGUGCAGGGGGCGUACCUGACGUACGAGGAGUCCCACCUGGCCGUGACCGGCGGCUCCGGAGUGUUCGCGGGUGCCUACGGCCAGGUCAAGCUGCAGCAGAUCGUCUUCCCCUUCAAGAUCUUCUACACCUUCUACCUCAGGGGCAUCCCCGACCUCCCCAAGGAGCUGCUCGGCACGCCGGUGCCGCCCUCGCCCGGCGUCGAGCCCACGCCCGCCGCCAAGGCCUGCGAGCCGGCCGCCGCCCUCAAGAAUUACACCAACUGAACGUCGGUGCGCACAUCAAAAUAAAACCAUAAAAGCAAGAAAAUUUUAAAAAAAAAGGACUAUAUAUUAAUUAAAAGGAGGAAUUGUUGUUCUUCUGUGAUGUUUAUUGUUGUUAUGAUUUGUAUUGUUUUCUCUUUUUUUGGGUAUGCGAGUGCUGUGGAAUUUGGCCGCGGUGACUCUGCUCUUGUGGAGUGUCGAGUUGUUGAUGAGAUUUCUUGUCAUGUCGAUUAGGACGGUAUGAUACAAGUUCAAGUGUUGUUUGUUUGAAGAUGUUUUGAUAGCUGGCACAAACACGAUCAAAAAUCGAAUUUAAAUGGUAAAUUUAUCUCUCUUAA